Molecule: messenger RNA, 585 nt
Organism: Mesorhabditis spiculigera
Lineage: Eukaryota; Metazoa; Nematoda; Chromadorea; Rhabditida; Rhabditidae
Source: the annotation of a GenBank genome assembly
AUGUUGAAGCCGAUUUACAAUGAGGCCGCCGAGAAAUUCAAGGACUACCCCGCCGGCAAGGUUGUUUGGGCAUCGGUGGAUGCAGACCAACAAUCGGAAAUCGCCACCCGCUUCAGCGUCAAUAAGUAUCCGACUCUCAAACUCUUCCGUAAGGGCGAACUGGUCAAGAAGGAGUUUCGCGGACAACGUAGUGUCGAAGCCCUGACAGCGUUCAUCCAGAAGCAGUUUGACACCGGUAUCGUCGUGCUCAGCUCCGCGGAAGAGUUGAAUACCAAAUUGCAGGCCGGCAAGCGCAACGUCGUUGGCUUCUUCCCCCAGACUGGAGGAGUCGAAUUCGAGGACUUUCAGCAUGGCUGCUUCUGUCCUCCAAAAUGGCUGGCAGAAAGAUGUGUCCCAUUGGUCCGGGAGAUCACUUUUGAAAAUGCUGAGGAGCUUACGGAAGAGAAUCUGCCUUUCCUUAUCCUUUUCCGGCACCCCGAUGACAAGCACAGCGAACAACUCUACAAGGACGCUGUCAUCCGGGAAAUUCCGGACCAAAAAGGCAAAUGGCCUCCCCCAACAGACGCAGCCGCCAUCAAGUGCCUU